Messenger RNA from Epinephelus lanceolatus (giant grouper), 2253 nucleotides. NCBI's taxonomy places the organism in Eukaryota, Metazoa, Chordata, Actinopteri, Perciformes, Serranidae. The record is from RefSeq and is a predicted model, not a curated record.
AUGUUAGAAGCGGAGCCAGUCCCGAUUACCCCAGCUGUUUUUCGCUCCCGUUUCGCUGGGGCUUGUGCGGGACGAUGCUUCAGCCUGAGCGGUGCAGCACUAUCCAGCCUGGGGCGUCCCUCCCGCACCACAGCACUCCACGCCGGAGACCUCGGCAUUGAUCUAGUGGCACACAGGUUGGACCGCACCGUUGGUCCCGAGGCAUCAUCCGAGGCCACCUCAGCAGCGCUUGAUGAUGGAGAGGACUGUGGAAGACCAGAACCAGCCAGGAACUCAGAUCCAGAUACACAUUUACAGCCUGAGACUGAUGACAGUGAUGAUGAUUGGACAGAGACCAGAGAACCUCAGUCAGCUUUAAACUCUCUUAGAAAUGAUGAAGACCCUGUGAGUGACUUGGAAUAUAGUGCUGAUGAGAAACCAUUUAGCUGCUCUGUGUGUGGGAAAAGAUUUUGUAGAAGUGGAGAUGUGAGGACACACAUGAGAUUUCAUACAGGAGAAAGACCAUUUACCUGCUCUGAGUGCGGGAAAGGAUUUUUUAAGUCAGAUGCUCUGAAGGGACACAUGAGAACUCAUACAGGAGAAAGACCAUUUAGUUGCUCUGAGUGUGGGAAAGGAUUUUCUCUGGCACGUGCUCUGAAGACACACACGAGAACUCAUACAGGAGAAAAACCAUUUGGCUGCUCUGAGUGUGGGAAAAGAUUUCCUCGAAAUGGAGAUGUGAGGAGACACAUGAGAACUCAUACAGGAGAAAAGCCAUUUAGUUGCUCUGAUUGCGGGAAAGGAUUUUCUGUGAUAGGUGGUCUGAAGACACACAUGAGAACUCAUACAGGAGAAAGACCAUUUAGUUGCUCUGAGUGUGGGAAAAGAUUUUCUCAUUCAGGUCAUCUGAAGUCACACAUGAGAACUCAUACAGGAGAAAAACCAUUCACCUGCUCUGAGUGUGGGAAAAGAUAUUCUCGCUCAACUACUCUGAAGGUACACAUGAGAUCUCAUACAGGGGUUUGGAAAGAUAUUCCUGCGCAAAGAAAACUUAGUCACGUGACAGUCCACACAGGAGAGAAACCUCUCAGCUGCCAUGUUUGUGACCAGAGAUUCACUUGGCCUCAUCAACUCAGAAACCAUCAGUGUGUUGGGUGUCAGUCCUCACAGCCUGAUCUGAGUCAAACUGAGGAGAACAGACAGGCAGAGCCUCCAGUCAGCAGCUCAGCUGAACAGAUGGAAACAGAGGCUGAUGGAGAGAACUGUGGAGGACCAGAACCAGCCAGGAACUCAGAUCCAGAUACACAUUUACAACCUGAGACUGAUGACAAGACUGGAGAGUCUUCUGAACCUGAGACUGAUGAUAGUGACGAUGAUUGGAAAGAGACCAGAUAAUCUCAGUCAUGUUUUUGCCGUGAACUUGUAGCUUCCUGUCAGUUAUUAGCAGUUAGCAGAAGGUUAAACUGUUACUGCAAUGCCUUUUAAAUGUCAGUAUUUUUUUCACUAUAAGCUGGUAACAAACUUAGGCCUCUCCAGUUCAUGUAUUUAUAGUAUUUGCCAGUCGCAUUGGAGCUCCAUGGUCACAAAAUGUGACUGCGAGUCACAGUUUGGAUCUCUCCUGGUUACACUAUCGUUUAACUCAUUAAGUUAAACUCUUACAGCUGUGCUGCUAAACAUGGAUGAUUUAUUCAUAACGAUAGCAGAGUACGAGGAGGAACUGUAUUCUUUACUGCUGCUAGCUUCACCCCGUUUAGCGUCAGGUGCAAACAGGUGUGUUAGCAGAGUGUCUUUGUUGUGUUUUUAAAGUGUGAACAUGUCUAAAGUCCAAAUGCUGAAAUCGUUGGUGAAGCAGCGACUAACUGCGGCUGCUGAAGAGAUAUUUGGGCUGUUUGAAAGAACGAUAGCAGAGUACGAGGAGGAACUUUGUCGAUCAAAAGAGGAGAACGAGCGACAGCGGAAACUACUGGACGCUGUUUUCAACCCUCAGCUUCGGUUACACAGAGCAGGUUUGUUCAUUAAACAUUACAAGUUCAUUAUUGAUAAUAUAACUGCAGCUUUGUUCAAUAAAUAUUCAGUCUGUCGACGUUUAAAAGCCACGUUAGCUUCUCUGGUGUCGUUAAUUAUUUCUACUUCUGGCCAUCAUGUUUUUUUUUUCUUUCGAUAUGUGAUAGGACAAACGUGCUCUUCCACAAUUUAGUGGGAUUUCUUAACUCAUAAGGGAAACAGGUAACGUGUUUACUUCCUGUAAAUAGAGCAGUAAAUCUGAUGUACAUA